AUGUGUAUGAAACUCCCGAAGCCACUAAAUCCUGAAGCUGAGGAAUGGCGGCCAACCCUGCCAGCACCACCACCUCUACAUCCCCUUCCGCCGCCGCUGCCAUGCAUAAUAUCGUACCCUCACACUCAGUACGAGCACCCCGCCGCAAUGCCGCCUAUUUGCGGCGAAAGCUCCGGCCAGCAGAGACCCAAAAAUGGUAAAAAGUUCCUGCCACCUCGCCUUCGAAGGGCAUCGAAGUUGCACAGUGAGCCGCCAAAGCUAGAAUGGCGGCCUAAAGUUGCACCAGGCACCGCCGCCGCCGCCUCUUCGAAGACUACUUUAAUGAUAAGAAACAUACCAAAUCAACUCAGGAGAGAUUUCAUGCUGAAAUUCCUGGACGGUUACUGUAAAACUUACUCUGUUGCUUACGAUUUUUUUUACCUCCCUUUUGAUUUCAGAAGGCUGGGCAACUUGGGCUACGCCUUUGUCAAUUUCACAAGGGCCGCCGCCGCGCAGAAAAUGAAGAACAUUCUCUGCAACUACGAAUGGCGCAACACCUACACUGAUACUGGGGAACUUAUCUCCAGCAACAAAGUGUGCGAGAUUAAUUGGGCAAAGAUUCAGGGAAAAGAAGCUUUAAUCAAAAGGGUGGAGAAGAUCCGAUUUAUGUGCGACGAUGAGGAAUUCUUGGCGGUAGUUCUGGACCCGCCGCGCGAUGGGUCCGACCCGAAUCCUCCGGCGCCGGUGAAUGUGGGCAGGAUCUGCCGCUGCCGCUGAUGCCUCGCCUCUCUCUAAAUGGCUGUGUUUUCAAUAUCUCCCUAGCACUGUACAAGCUGGGGUGAAUUGGAAACAUAAGUUAUUUUGUGUUUUAAUCAUGUAUCCCACUAAUCUAUUCAACAUU
This is a messenger RNA of Salvia miltiorrhiza (redroot sage), 880 nucleotides long. Its product is annotated as protein MEI2-like 7. The record is from RefSeq and is a predicted model, not a curated record. The transcript has 4 exons. NCBI's taxonomy places the organism in Eukaryota, Viridiplantae, Streptophyta, Magnoliopsida, Lamiales, Lamiaceae. The coding region runs from base 1 to 756 and encodes 251 amino acids. Gene Ontology annotation, molecular function: nucleic acid binding.